UUUUGUGUAUCACUUCCGCUUGUAGCUAGAUUUCCUGCUGCAGAUCUACAGUAGUGACUGCUUGCAAUAUAAUUGGAAUAAACAACAAAAUCGUCGGAUACAAAACACGGAGGGAUGGGGAAAAAACACAAGAAACAUAAGCCGGAGUGGAGAACAGUUGAAGACUGUGAAGACAAGGCUCUUGAGAAGCCCCUGAAGCUUGUGCUCAAAGUUGGAGGAAGUGAGGUGACAGAGCUCUCUGGUUCGGGCCAUGACUCCAGCUUCUACGAUGACAGAUCAGACCAUGAGCGGGAACGGCACAAAGAGAAAAAGAAGAAGAAGAAGAAAAAGUCGGAAAAGGAUAAAGACAAAUAUGUGGAUGAUGAAGAGAGAAGACGGCGAAAGGAGGAAAAGAGGAAGAAGAGAGAGCGAGAGCAGAACGAAUCAGAGGCUGCAGCUUCUACUGCUGCCAGCAGCGUGGGUGUGCCUGUUGAACCUUUCACAUUGCCAAAAAGCAUCAGUAUUGGACUAGAGCCCGAGGAGAAGAAAAAAAAGAAAGAGCGAGAACGAGAGAGAGAGAGAGAUAGAGAGUUUGAGCUUGAGGACGAAAUGGAUGAGUUCAACCCCCAUUUGAAGAUGGAAGGAGAUCCGCUAGGAGACAGGCCGGUCCGAUCAUGCAGGACACAACAAGAGAGUGAAUCCACUCCUCGUCAACAACUGCUGGAACACUUUCUAAGGCAGUUGCAGAGGAAAGACCCCCAUGGAUUCUUCUCAUUUCCAGUAACAGAUGCGAUUGCUCCCGGUUACUCAAUGAUCAUCAAACAUCCUAUGGACUUCAGCACCAUGAAAGACAAGAUUAUGAACAACGAUUACAACACAGUUACAGAAUUUAAGGGGGAUUUCAAACUGAUGUGUGACAACGCCAUGGUGUACAAUCGACCAGAGACCGUCUAUUACAAGGCUGCCAAGAAGCUGCUACAUACAGGAUUCAAGAUGAUGAGCAAGGAACGGCUGCUGGCUCUGAAACGCAGCAUGUCCUUUAUGCAGGAAAUGGACUAUACCCAGCAGGCAGCCAUUUUGGGAGAUGAAGAUCUUGAAGCUGAUUUACCUCCUCCAGAAAUAAUCCCCAGCCCAGUGGAAUCAGCUAAGAAGUCCAAGAAACAACCAGUCAAGGACAUGAAGGAAGUCAUCAGUUACCUGUUUGAACCGGAGGGAAACGCUUGCAGCUUGACUGACAGUACAGCAGAGGAGCACGUCCUGGCGCUCGUUGAGCAUUCGGCAGAUGAAGCUCGGGAUAGGAUCAACAGAUACAUGCCCAACUCCAAGAUGGGCUAUUUGCGUAAAGAAGCAGACAGUUCUCUUCUUUAUACGGUUGUAAAUCAGCUUGAUGCUGAAGCAGAAGAAGAGGAGACUCAUAAAGUGGACCUGAGCUCUUUGUCAAAUAAGCUUCUGCCUGGAUUAACAACUUUGGGUUUCAAAGAUGACAGGAGACACAAAGUAACUUUUCUGAGCAGUGCCUACAACGUCCAGACCCUUCAGAAGAACUCCAUCUAUCCAGACCUGCAACCUGAUGAGGUGGACAUGCUUUAUUCAGCCUAUGGCGAUGACACAGGAGUACAAUGUGCUCUCAGCAUACAGGAGUUUGUCAAGGGCUGCAGUGGUGUCACGCAGCAUUGGGUCGACAAGCUUCUGGACAAGAUGACUGCAGACGAUCACACUAAAGCUGUCAGUCAAAUCCGACAGAAACGAAACAUCAUGCUUAAACCCGAUGAAACCAAAUCCAACAUCUGUGACAUGCAGAUGGCAGACGGCACCGGCCUGGGAGACAGCAGCUCAGUCCUGGACUUCAUGUCAAUGAAGAACUACCCUGAUAUGUCUCUGGAUAUAUCCAUGCUGAACUCAUUAGGUAAAACUGUUAAAAAGGAGCCGUGCACUGAGGAUGGCCAGCAGCAAUUUGAUGAAGCAGACAAACUCCUGCAGGAGUUCCAGGAUGCUCAAGUGGAGAGAGUCGGCUCCAGACCAUCAUCCAACCUGUCCUCCCUCUCUAAUGCCUCAGAGAGGGACCAGCAUCAUCUAGGGAGCCCAUCACACCUGGGCGUUGGGGACCAGUCUGAAAUGGUUCCUGAUCCCUACGAGUUUCUGCAAUCUCCGGAGCCAGAGAGCACAUCCAACAGCUGACCACACACACUUCCAGUUUGUUAUCCUGGUGUUAACAGCACUGGGUACUCAGUCUUGGGUUAAUUUUAACACUGCGGACACUGCAAGAGACCUGUUUUAAAGACUGAAUAUGAAUGUACAGGAUGUUUGUAUCGUAAUUGUAUGUUUUUUUAUUAGUGAAACAAAUGAAAAAUAAAUGCUUGCACCUGUAUUUAUAAA
Molecule: messenger RNA, 2355 nt
Organism: Eleginops maclovinus (Patagonian blennie)
Lineage: Eukaryota; Metazoa; Chordata; Actinopteri; Perciformes; Eleginopidae
Gene: brd9
Product: bromodomain containing 9
Exons: 17
Coding region: 115-2157 (680 amino acids)
Biological process (GO): regulation of transcription by RNA polymerase II
Cellular component (GO): nucleus
Source: RefSeq, a predicted model, not a curated record